Momordica charantia (bitter melon) is the source of this 2873-nucleotide messenger RNA. RefSeq names its product VIN3-like protein 2. The record is from RefSeq and is a predicted model, not a curated record. Gene Ontology annotation, molecular function: protein binding. NCBI's taxonomy places the organism in Eukaryota, Viridiplantae, Streptophyta, Magnoliopsida, Cucurbitales, Cucurbitaceae. Gene Ontology annotation, biological process: vernalization response; epigenetic regulation of gene expression.
GAAAAACCUCAAAAUAACGCCUUUCAUGGUGCUAUGUCCACUCCACUGAUUCUCCGAGCCUUAAAACAUGGCAUCGAAAAUGGGUUCAGGAGAACUCAGCUGAUAACUACUGGGAUUUUUCCAUUACCCAUUUCCCAACUCCUGAAUCUUGCAAAUUUUCAAACGCCACCUUCAAUUUUGUAUUUCUUUAUAGCAAAUCGGUCCCCCCUUUUCCUCUUCUCUCGUGGGUUGUUCCUUUUUGCGCUCUUUUCCCUUUCCUCACUGUAAAUCUCUCUCUUUUCGUCUCUCUCUCUCUUCUGGGUUCGGCUUUCUGAAAAGACAAAAAAAGGACCCAUAAAAGAGCUAGAGAGAGAGAGCUCUCUCAACCCUCAAUCACAGCCUCAGCCUCAAUCCUCAUGAUGGGAUCUUUAAUGGUGGCGGAAUACAAUGUGUCCUUUAUUGCUUCAAAGAUGUUGGUCUUUUGGUGGUAAUGUGGAGGGCUGAGUACUUUCACCAUGGCUGCUGAUUCUUCCUUUGAUGGUGCCCUUUUUGAUUCGUCAAAAUGUAGUAAACUGACUAUGCAAGAGAAGAGAGAACUCGUGUAUGAAAUUUCGAAGUCCCACGGGGCAUGUGAGAUGCUGCAGUCAUGGAGCCGUCAAGACAUUCUACAAGUCCUGUGUGCAGAGAUGGGAAAAGAAAGAAAAUACACUGGAUUGACGAAGCAGAAAAUAAUAGAGCAUCUUCUCAGACUAGUGUCCGAAAAGAAGUCAUCGGUGCCUGAGGUUUCAAAAAACCUUGAGCCGCAGUCUCCUGUAGUUGGCCAUAAAACUGCCAAAAGGCAAAGGAAAUCUGAUCAUCCAUCUCAGCUUUCUAUUCCCACUAGCGAACUCCCAAUGAGUAGUUCUCAUAAUGAUUCUGGUUCUACAGCAAGCUGCAAAAACUUGGCCUGUCGAGCGACUUUAAAUCCAGAAGAUGCAUUUUGUCGAAGGUGUUCGUGCUGCAUCUGUCAUCAGUAUGAUGACAACAAGGAUCCAAGCUUGUGGAUAAGUUGCAGUGCAGAGCCUCCAUUUCAAGGCGAUUCGUGCAACAUGUCAUGCCAUCUUGAGUGUGCUUUGAAAGAUGAAAGAUCGGGAAUUUCGAUUGGCAGACGUAGCAUGGGAAUUGAUGGGAGCUUCUAUUGUGUGUCCUGUGGGAAAUUGAAUGAUUUGCUAGGGUGCUGCAGAAAACAACUAGUUCACGCAAAAGAUACAAGGAGGGUCGAUAUACUCUGUUACCGUGUCUCUUUGAGCCAGAAGCUUCUCUAUGGAACUGAAAAGUAUAAAAUGCUUUAUCAGAUCGUCAAUGAUGCAGUGACGAAGCUUGAAGCUGAAGUGGGGCCAAUAGUUGGGGUACCUGUGAAGAUGGGUCGAGGUAUUGUAAACAGGCUUUCAUCGGGACCCGAAGUUCAGAAACUCUGCGGUUCCGCUAUUGAGUUACUGGACUCAAUGCUCUCCAGCCAAUCCUUGCAUCUUUUGCCUAAUCCUGAGAUACAAGAUUCAAAUUUUAUUCCCCCGAACAUGGUUAGAUUCGAAGAUGUUCGGUCAACAUCCCUCACUCUGGUUUUGAGUGGUGAAUAUGGGUCCUCUGUAAAUGGGGUCGGUUUCACCUUAUGGCAUCGUAAGGCAGAUGAUGCAGAUUAUCCAACAGAACCGACAAGUAUUCUACAACCGAAGGCGAGGUUUGUUGUGACGGGACUAUUACCUGCUACUGAAUAUCAUUUCAAAAUAUUGCCUGUUGAGGGGACUCGAGAGUCGGGAAAGUUUGAAGUUCAGUACUCAACAAUCAGUGAGGUAGAAGAGAGCCCGGACUGCUUAGAAAUUGAGAGAAGCCAAAGCCACGCAACCAACUGUAGCAACCUUUCUAAUCCUUCCUCGGUUGAAGAUGAAACUACGGACAUUCUUCCCUAUGGCAAUCAAACCGUAGGAAAGAACUCUACCGCUCAUUCGAAGGGCAUCGAAAUGCUUUCCUCUGCUAUUUUAUCAACUGAUGCUUGUAACCACAGUGACAAUGGUGAAGAAGGGACACCUGUAGGUACAGUUUCUGUUCUGGAUGAGGAAAAUGCUGCAGGAACAAUUGCUUCAAAGCUCGAAAACAAGCACGGACCACCUGGCCUGAAACACAACACCAAUAAUCAGUUAAGUGCCCUUCUUCGGUCUGGGACAGGAUGCGAGCCAUUCGUUGGCUGUUCCGAAGAUGGCUUGCCUAUUACUCCCUGCAAGCUUGAAGUACUCAAGGACAGUCUUGGAAGGACUGAGAGACUGAAAUCCAACUGCAAGGACCUUGACAACAGAACUCGGAAAGGAGGGGAACCCCAAGAUGGUGGCACAUCGAAGAUGAGAACUGGGGAAAGGCAGGACGACAAGUGUGCUGAAAAUGGUGUCUCGGAUCGGGAUUUUGAGCACUACGUGAAGGUAAUUCGGUGGUUAGAGUGCGAGGGACAUAUCGAAAAGAAUUUCAGGCAGAAGUUUCUCACUUGGUACAGCCUGAGAGCAUCCCAACAAGAAGUAAAGAUUGUGAAGGUGUUUGUAGACACCUUUAUUGAUGAUCCAGCAUCGCUUGCAGAACAACUUAUAGAUACUUUUUCCGAAAGCAUUUCAAGCAAAAAACCGACAACUACUCCGCCCGGGUUCUGUAUGAAGCUGUGGCACUGAUUGCCGUCUCUUGCUUUUCUGAUAUGAAGAAGUUUGAAUUCACAGCUGUUUAAAGGUAUGAUGGGAGCCAUUCUUUGGACAUCAAAAAUAUUUCUUAGUUCAGACUCAACAUUUCUAUUCAUCAUAUUGUGACCAUGUAAAUAUUGAAUGUAUUCUUUCUUUUCAAUAUAUAGCAUGGUGGAUUUGGUUAAUAAUUUGAGAAGA